GUGAGGGAGGGAGAGAGAGAGAGAGAGAUAGAGAGAGAGGGAGAAAUGAAGAAAAAAAUAUCUUAUGCAAAUGAGGGCAUUUCCGCUGCUUAGCCAAAAUGGCGAAAACUUAUGAUUAUCUGUUCAAGCUUCUUUUAAUAGGCGAUUCAGCAGUAGGAAAAACAUGUAUACUGUUUCGAUUUUCAGAAGAUGCCUUUAAUUCUACAUUUAUAUCUACAAUAGGUAUCGACUUUAAGAUUCGGACAAUAGAGUUAGAUGGCAAAAAAAUUAAGCUACAGAUAUGGGACACAGCUGGUCAAGAAAGGUUCAGAACUAUCACUACAGCCUACUACAGAGGAGCAAUGGGCAUAAUGCUGGUAUAUGACAUCACAAAUGAAAAAAGUUUUGACAACAUAAGGACAUGGAUAAGAAAUAUCGAAGAGCAUGCCUCCAAAGACGUAGAGAAGAUGAUGUUGGGUAAUAAAUGUGAUCUUACAGACAGACGGCAAGUUUCCAAAGACAGGGGAGAGCAGCUUGCUAUAGAGCAUGGCAUCAAAUUUAUGGAAACCAGUGCUAAAGCCAGCAUUAAUGUAGAGGAGGCAUUCUUCACACUUGCCAGGGACAUUAAAUCCAAAAUGGACAGAAAAAUUGAUUCGUCAGGGCAGGUGAGCGGCAAGCAAGGAGGAGGCUACCAGCUAAAGAAUGAGAAUUCUCAAAAGAAGUCUUUUUGGAAGUCCUGUACAUUGCUAUGAGUAUCUCCAUUUCUGUUUGCUAGUCUGAGCGGGUGAAUGUUUGCUUAAAUAGCUUAGUAUCAUGAAGCUUGACAGGAGAAUGAUUACUUUGUUUCAUGUACAUUGUUUUUUUAUUGUCAACAAACAUUUUUUAUAACUUUCACUAUAGAAGGAUUAUGUUUAUAUAUUAAAUUUAUGAACAAAGGUGAUAUUUGGAAAUAGACUGACUUAAGCAGCCAUUAAAAAACUGAUGAAUUAUAGCAUCAUAUUUUUGGAUUUAGUUAUUUAGUGAUUAUUUGCUUUUUUUUUCUGUACUCACAUAUUGAGCUAGAUCUGAGAGUAAAGUAACAGUAAUGCUGCAGCUGCUGUUGUGCAUCAGUUUCCUCCCUUGAAACAUAACAUUAACAAAAACAUACUACUCAAAAAGUUUUGAAUUAGGUACUGAUGCAGGCUAAUGCUGAUCUGAAGGGCUUUGAGAUCAUGGAUGUGCUACUUUACUUGGAGCAUUCCCGCCUGCUUUUUUUUUUGUACAUUUCUUGUUCAGCUGCCCAAAAGAUUUUUUUUUUUACCAUGUGAUCUAAAGAAGUAAAAGAAAUUGCUUCAUGCUAUAUUUAAUCCUAUUUCCGUUUAAAUUAUUCUUCUAUUAUUUAAUGCAUGUUACCUUUUCUAAUUGAUCACUAAUUUUAUUUUAUUAUUAUUUUUGCCAUUUAAAAUUUCUUUAUAGAAGAGAGAGAGAGAGAGCAAUUAUAAGUUGACCUUUCCACAAUAUUUUCUAAAUGACCAAGAUGAUAAAUAAGAAACACUUUUAUGAAGUUGCAGUUUGAAUUUCUUAUUAAUGGGAUAUUUUUUUUAUAAAAGAUUUUGUAAAAUCUAAGAAAAUGGAGUUAAAUUCCUUUCAAGAAGUUGCUCAUUAUCCAGAUGUAAAAGUAGGCAUUUAAAAGAGCUAUUUGAUGGUGCUGAAAUUAUUUUCCCGAUUGCUUAUAUGUCAAGCUCAAAAUCUUGCAAAGUCUUAUUAACUUGUGGUAGACAUGCCUACCGUUGCGCAUUAUGCGGAACCAUCCCUCAAAAAACGCUUAGGUUCUACAUUGGCGAUUUUUUUCUCUGCCAAGUUUGAAUUCCGACAAAAAAAAAUCUCAGUUUAUUUUUUCCUAGUGCAAAAUGAAAAUACUGAAUGCAAAUAAAAUAUGUAUAGGUCUGUGUUUAUUGUUUACAUUUCAUCUCAUCCCGGUGUGUCCUAGAUUUAUGUAGAUAUGGUUUAGCUAGAUCUUGAUCUAUCAUCUAGUUGAUUAGUCUAGUAAGGGCUAAUGCGCAAAUGCUCCAUUCUGAUCAUUUCUUUCCCUGACAGUGUACCUAGAUCUAACCAGUUAAACUAAUUUGACUAAUAUUUUAAUAAGGACACAGAUUAUACUGGUUAGACUCUGAUAUUAGAGAUCUACGGACUUAUGAAAACUAAAUUUAUUAUUAAUUCAAUAUGGCUGCUAAACUUUAACACUUUUAAUGGCCCAAAAUUCCAAAUUAUCAACAUGAGUCUUCCUCAUUCAGGGUCUUUGGGGUAGGCAUGUCUGCUGUGGUGUUUAUUACUUAAAUUAUUUCCCUAUGAGGAUGAGUGGAAGUUUUUAAAUGGUACAAGCUGGUAAAAACAUUGUUGGGCAUCUCAGUAAACUUUCUUAAUUCAGACAAUUUUAUUUAUUGCUAAAGAUUAAUUACAAAUAUUAAGUAAAAGAACCACCAAAAAGAAAUUUUGUUUAUUUAAUAUAUUUUGGAGAACCUAAAUGUAUAUUUUCUUUUAAGUGGUCUUAAAAAUGAAAUUUAAUGUAUUCAGUUUUAUAGAUUAAAGAAUAUGUUUAUAUGACAAAAUAACAAAAACUCACUACCCUAUUCAUAGCUCACUGAAAAAAAAAAGUCUGUUCAGUCUUGAGGUACUUGAAAUGUCAGAAAUUUAAUGCUCCCAUUUAAUUUAUUUCAUAACCCUGCAAAGCAAAGUACAGUUUGGCGUUUCCACAAGGAAGAGUAAAUUAUGUAACAAAGUCGUUAAUAUAAGGCUGAGUGACUUAUGGAGAAAUUUGUGAUACUGUAUGUUUGUUGUCCUGCCCUGUAAUAAAAUGUGAAAGGGUUUAGCUGUGCCUGUUAUGUUCUUUCUCUUCCUCAGGGGUGUUUUUUUUUUUUUUGUCUAGAAUGUUUUGGGUUGUUUGGGUUUAUGUAAAGGCAAUUUUUAGUUGAACCUUUUAAACCUUGAGUUAUUUUAAUUUGUUUCAUUAUUCUAGAAGAUAACUAAUGGAACUGAAGGGAAAAUUUACGCACAAACUUGUAGGCUAACACAUGCACAAGCUUUUUGAAGAUAAUAUCUAAUUGAAUAUUUGAAAUUUCAUAAACAAAAAUAAAAUAGUUGGCAAUUUUAUGCAACUUUAUCAAUUAAAAAAAAAAAAGCGUGCUUUCAAAGAGACCAAAAGUAGCAACCUAUUUUGAGCUUGACAAAGACAGGUGAAACAUGAUUUUUUGUUAGUACUUUUCGCUUUCGUAAGCAACAUAGACGAAACAGAUGCAUUAGUGGCUUUCCUUCAUCUACUCUUUCAAAGCAAUAUCUUGUUCAAUUGUGGAGUUUGUAUUUUGUGUUCUUAUGUACACUAUCUUUGUUUUUAUUUUCAAGAUUGACUCCACUUUGGUACAAAAAAAAGUACAAAUGCUUGGAGGCGUUAGAAAAAAAACAACUUUUUGCAAAUCAUACUUGGUUUGUAUAAGAUUAACUGAUUUCUUAUGCCUUUUGACUUUAGCAAGGGCUGUUGAGCUUUUUUUUUUUUUCAUCUGGAGAUAAUCAGAUUUAAUCUUGUCCUGUCAAUCAUUUGUGGCAGAAACUUCCUUGUCGAAUAUGGCAUGUUCAGUAUCACAUUAAGUAUGAAAGCUACUCCAAUGUAGUUAUUUCUUACAGCCUGUUUUUAUUGAAUACCUUAAGCUUAUCCUUGAACAUUACAUUUUGUCUACAAUAAAUUGUCAAAGGUCAUCUCCCAUUGAAAAAUAGAAAAGUUGUAUGCCAACCCCUGUUUAUUUCAAGCUAUGCUUCUUUUGCUGAUUAGUAUGCAUUGGUAGUUUUUGGUAACUGAUGUUUUUGAUUGAGCUACCAUUAGGAUAACAGCUGUCUUGUUUACUUACUUUAUUCAGUGUAAUUUUGUUUAUCAAACUCUUUAAUUCCAUUUCAUUUUAAUUAGAAGAGAGAAUAAUUAUUCAAGACUUGUAAACACACUCUAAUCAGCCAAUGCUCUGCCCUGGUUUUGAAAUAAUCUUAUCAGUUGAAUCUUGUGUGAGACCUACGCUUAUUUAUUUAUUUUUGUUAUUGUUAUUUUUGGGCAACCCUUUAUUACAUAAUACAGAUUUAGUGUGGGUUCUCUACCUGGUUCAACUAUAUUCAAUUUUUAUAUCUAUAUUUAUGUGCUAGUAAGUUCAUGUUUUACUGUGUCUAUUUGUCUUCAAUUUUUUGUUUUUUAAUGAAUCCUCUAAGAACUGAUUGGAUUAGAAAUGGAGGGGAAAAAAUAUUAAUGAGUAUUUUUAUUAAAUGAAAACCAGUUUCUUCAACUCAGUAGUUUCUUCCACCAAUAACAAAAAGAUUUAUUUUUGAAUGUCUUUAGUGUAAAUAGAUACAUCGUCUCAUUACAGAUGGUUUAUUUUUGUGUUUUUGUUUGGUUUUCUUUCUGUGUAACAAUGAUGUAAAUCCUGAAAAAAAAAAAAAAAACAAAUCUGUUGACAUUAUUUACUAUUUCUAUUAUUUGAAUUAUUACUUCUGUAAAAAAAAAAUAUUCAACAUCUUUACACACUUUGAUUGCAUUUUUUUUAAAAACAAAAAUAAAAAAUAAAACCUAUUUGCACAACUUUUUUAAUUAACUGUAGUUUGUUAGUGGCUUUUGUAAAUUAAAUUUAAGGUGAUGGGAAGUGACUAUUUGUAUCAUUGGGAGAUUCUGAAGUAUGCUCUUUAGACUGGCGUGAGCUGGUUUCACUGUGGUAAAUUGUGUAUGAAGGUUAGUGUAGACUAUGUAGCAGUUCAGCUCCCAUCUUGCCUGUGUCUCAAGUUUCCUUGUUUCAUGUUUUCUUCAGGUGGAAAUCUUAGGACUUGAAAUUACUUUUUCACUUUUUUUUUAUUUUUCCAAUUUACCUUUACUAAUGAUUUUUUUCUUUGGACAAAUAGGAUAAAAACAAUCUUUUAAGCCUUAUAACAGUUUAUUCCAAUGUUUUUGGAAAUGGAUCAAAUGUCUUCAGCCAACUCCUGUUAGAGCAGUGUGGGACUUGAGCCAACUGUAUUGUUGGAAUUCAUCAGAUAUUAUUAGAGUGGGUGCUAUAUGUCCUAGCAAUUUGUACCCCUUCCUUGUACAAACUUUUUCUAUGAAUCUGAUUUUUUUUUUUUACCUUAUUGUUUUGUCAUCUCUGUAAAAAAAAAAAAGGAUUCUCUCAUGUACCCUUGUGGAUUUAAGUUCUACAUUGUUAACUGAGACCUGGGUUGUCACUCCAUUAUUAAGGACUGUCUCCAAAUUACACAAUAGACAGUUCUGGAUAGCUUCUUGCAUUUCUUGAUGGUGCAAACUAUCAGCAGUUUAGUAUGUGAAAUGGGAGUUUCUCCUACCCAGCUUGAUCUUGCAAUGAAUACCAGAUUUUAGUAUCCCCAGACAUCAUGGUGCAGUAGAAAGCUUCCCUUAAAUGUAUUGCCAAUAAUUAAUAAGAAGUAUCCUGUCAAAAUGACUUGCACAAAGAUAAGAAGCAAUAUCUGAUUCCUAAUGGAGUUGAAUGAAAAUGUUCACACUGGGCCUGCCUUAAACAAAGGCCAACUAGGCAGCCGUCUGGGGCAUCUGAUUGGUGGUGGCCUCACACAAGACUCAUAACAAUUUCUUUUUGGAAGAAAUAGCAAAACUUGUGCCCAAUGUCAUUGUUGAAGUACACUAAGUUUUUAGUAAACUGUGUCAUUUUAAUCUUUUGCUGUUUAUUUAUUUGUUUUGUUCUAUUUCGUUUGGGGCCUCCAAUUAUCUAAGGCCGGCCCUGAUUCAUACAUCAAUAUUUCAUGUACUACAGUGUGGACAAAAUUCAGGCUUCGUUGAAAUGAAUUGUAAGAGUCAAUAAUAUCUUUUUAUGUUUUCGUGCAAUUAAACGUAGCAGCCUAACUUUUCCUUGUUUUAUUAGUUUAGUUCUCUCUGUGCCUUUAUGCAAAGUGUUCUCCACCUUUUUAAUACAAGAUGAAAUGUAUAAAAAAAAAAAAAGGGAAAUAAUUUCUGGUGUUUUAUUGCUUCCUUUAUUUAUUUUUGUUUUGUUUUACUUAGUAUAAGAGUUCAAAUCAAUAUAUAAAUUUAUAUCUAAACAUUACAUUCUAGCAUGUUGUUAUUGUGUUCUUUUACAUAUAAUUGUAUGCAAAUUUAUAAGGAAACAAUUUUUUCAAAUAAUGGUUGGAACAAAUUUUAAAAGUAUUUCUAUAUUAAUAGACCUGUAUUCGUCUGAUUGUAUUUCCUACUCUCUACAGUCCACAAUAUGGACAAAUGUACCUUGCUACAGGGUACUUCAUCACACCAGAUGACAUGUUUAUUUGUAUUGUCUUGCAGAUCUUUUCAUUAUUGUUUUUUUUUUUUAAAGGAAACUUUGGUUCGAUACUAUAAUGGCUGCUUGAGUCCUGGGGUAAUGGAGAGAUCUGACUGUGAUUGAUUAAUUGUUGAUUCUUAAUUCACUGACAUUUUUACUGAGAAAGAAUGGAUCUAUCAUCAACUAUCGUAUUAAUAAUAAAAUGUACAUACCACACCAAA
Molecule: messenger RNA, 6478 nt
Organism: Biomphalaria glabrata
Lineage: Eukaryota; Metazoa; Mollusca; Gastropoda; Planorbidae
Product: ras-related protein Rab-8A-like
Exons: 7
Coding region: 99-731 (210 amino acids)
Biological process (GO): Golgi vesicle fusion to target membrane; protein localization to plasma membrane; regulation of exocytosis
Cellular component (GO): trans-Golgi network transport vesicle; endosome; synaptic vesicle
Molecular function (GO): GTPase activity; GTP binding
Source: RefSeq, a predicted model, not a curated record